UUUUAGCAUGUUUUUUUAUCUACUGAAAGCAUUAUGGGUGUAAUGAUUCAUCGAUACAGAUCGGAAUCCGGUUCAAUUGUUUAUUUAGAUGCAUCGGUCAAAAACAAUCCAAAUGUAACAUGAAUCAGUCAGAAAAUCUAUUGAAAGUUACAACCGCCGGUUCACUAAUGUUUUUAUUAAUUGUACUUUCUUUCUACCUUAUGAAAACACUUCUCAUCUUUUGGGAUGUGUCCCCAAACUGUGUACGUUUUUGACAAACUCCCUAGUCCCUGCCAGUGACCAGCAUACCCAUAACAUGAUGCUGCCACUACAAUAAUUGUAAAUACAGAAGAUCAACAACAUUGCAUUCACUCCAUAUUACUGGUUUGAAUGAAAAAUGUAAAAGAAGGAAGCCUGUGUUAAAAAAUACACAUAAAAUCCCCCAUUCUGUUUGCAAUAAGGCCGUUAAGUAAUACUCAGCGAUUAACAAACAUUUCUGUUAUUUUGUGUUUUUUAAACAACUAAAUGACCGACGUCGGUUCAAUUAUUUGAAUUCCAUUUCGUUCAGGUUUUUUCCAUGAGUUCAAUGCGCACAUUGCAAAGUUUCUCCACAGAGUUUCUAAACCCAGAGGCGCAACAUCAUGAGGCUUCCGGAAAAGCUUGUGAAGCAGACCAAGAAGACCAGGCUGCGGUUUGGGUUUUGACAAGUCAAUGAGAGAAGUGAAAUAUUCUUCCUUAGUUGUUAAUUUUCUCGAACUCUAAAGGCACAAGAGAUUCGAACCAAUGUCUUAAGUAGUUGAACAUGUUAUUACUCCAACCUCGUGGUAGUGACAAACUGACACGUUUUCAAUUCCGUCAAAAAACUACUUUAUAUCGAAGGUGUGCCUUUGAUUUGACGGCCUGCACAUGCCCAGUUUGGCGUGACCAGAUGUCAUGUUUCUACGCGUGAGCUUAGCUAGCCAACGUCGCCAUGACAUUGCCUACAUGUGUGAUCUAUUGGAGAAGCAGUUUCAGCCUGUCUUCAUACUGUACUUUCUUUGGUUUCUCUAGAGAUAAAUCAGAUCCAGCCUGAACUGUGUGAUGUUGUAGUUUCCAACAGGCCAAUAUUCUACAUAGUUUAGCGCAUAAAACGUGGUAAUUAACUACGACCAUAAUCCAUUGCUCAUCUACCUGUCCGGUCUGUUUCUUUUAUGCCUGCUAUGGAAGAGAAAGGAAGGCACGAUCGUGAGGGGAUAUAGAGAGCAGGUGUUGAUAUUCAGCAGUCAUAAAAGUAUGCCUUAUUUACUUUGAAGAUCUACAAAAUAGUGAUUUUGACUGACAGGAUAGGCAGUAGCUGUGUAGAAAUGAGAGGACUUGGAAUUAAAUGAUUAAGUCAUCAAAUAAAAGUAAUAUACACAACAAUUUAAAUAUUUUAUUAAAGUAAUGUGAAUAAAUGAUGGUUAAUAAGUGAUCAGCAGUAACGGGCAGUCAUUACUAUUAUGGGACUUUUAUUAAUUGUUUUAUUCUGUGUUACAGCAUUCAACCCAAAUAAUCGUAAACGAAAUCGAAAACCGUGAUUGUUUUUAUAAUCGCACCGACCUCAAAAAGCACUAAUCGCUCAGUGCUAUUAAUACUGCAAGACAACACCGCAAAGAAAUUAAAAAUGUUUGCCAAAAUUAAAGAUUUGGGUCAAAUACAAUACAACACAGAAUGAAACCCUCUCUAUUUUUCAGUAUUGUAGAGGCAGCAUUAUGUUAUAGGUAUGCUUGUCACCAGCAGGUACUGGGGAAUUUUUCAGGAUAAAAAUAAAUAUGAAAGCUCAGGUAAAAAUGUAGAGGAGAACUCACCUCAGUCUUCUGAAAACCUAACCCUGGUAUAGUUAUAUUUUUCAGCGGGACAAUUUAGACACAUCUUAAUGCCAAAAACACACUAGAAUGGCUUUUCAAGAGGUAUUGAGUGGUCCAGUCUCAGUCCUGACAUAAAUUUCCUUGAAAAUCAGAGAAGGUUUGACUUUUGCUGACUAUCAAUUAUUCCCUACCAAAUGUACUGCAUGAGCAAUUUUGACAAAAACAAUGGAUAAACAGUGCCUUCAUAAAUUAUUCGCCCUUGACUUAUUCCACAUUUUGUUGUUACAGCCUAAAUUCUAAAUCGAUUAAAUACAUAAUCGCCCAAUAAUGACAAAGUAAAAAACAUGUUUUCUGAAAAUAUCCCAUUUACACACCAGUGGCGGUCGUGCCGUUUAAGUUGAGGGAAGACGAUUCUUUUUUGGGGUGCAUGGCCUUAUUUCUAUUACAGCCUAUUGGAUGACUGUCAUUCAUAUUCCAUUCACCCAGCUCAAUGUAACAUCAAUUGGUUUAGGUUAUUACAUGAUACUCACAUUUUCCCUAUACUCAUUAUGAGGUUGCGCCAACCUAGCCUAUGAAUGAAAGUUUUCAACGUAGAUACACAGAUCGAGAGAAACGUUUGAGUAGCCUAAUCAAAGUGACAGACGGUGACAUAUUCAAUACCGCCUUGCACACUCUUCACUGCAUCUAGCUGAUCUAGGGCGUAAUCAUUAGCACAAUAGUUGCAAAUUAGAGUUUCUAUUGGCCAAAUUCAGAUAUGUUUAUCCCCAUUUUGUCAGUUUGCUUCCGUUUAAGAAAUGGUUUUCAACAAAAUUGCCAGAAUGAAUACACUCCUGAUCACACGUAAACCCAGUUCACUUUCAUACUAGCCACAUACAAACAGCAUUAUCACGUUGCUCGUUAAUUCCUUCUUGCAUCUACAUGCUCUCCUCCCCUCAUCUUUUCCCUUUGCUUCAGUGCACUACACAUCAGCUGUCUGUGAACAGGCGAAAAAACCUUUCCAAGCCAAACCUUCAUAUCAUAACCGCUAACCACUACACACAGCUUACAUCGUUGUCACCAUAUUAGCUGACGUCAGUCAACAUAGCUAUUAGAACUAACGCGUUAGUAUACCCACUACAAUCAUGCAGUUAGCAAGCAGGUUAGCAGUUACUCCGGCGGGCCCCGGUGGCAAUAAAUUAAUAAAACCAAAAGCUUACCUUGGAUAUAGCCAUAGCUAACAUGGCAUCCCUCUCUGUUUGGGUAGGCUAAACUAGCUAGCUAAGUAAGUGAAAGUCAAAAAGAAAACCCCCCAAAAUAUAUAGCUAGCUCUGUCUCUUGCUUCUCCUUUGUUUUUUAAGAAAUUAAUUUGUUUAGAACUGUUCAACUAUUAUCUUUCUCUCUGAGUCAACUACUCACCACAAUUUGUACUGUAGGCCAUCAUUGCAAAACAGUGUGUUUUAAUAAAUUCUUGGUCACGUGAAUAUAUUUAGUAUACUUUUAUCUAAAAUUGAUAACUUUUUUAACUUUUACUAUUUUUAUUUUUAUGAAAUUCACUGAGGAGGAUGAUCCUCCCCUUCCUCCUCUGAGGAGCUUCCACUGAUUCACACCCCUGAGUCAAUACUUUGUAGAAGCACCUUUGGCAGAGAUUACAGCUGUGAGUCUUUCUGGAUCAGGACCUGGAGAUUGAGCUGGUGGAGGAGGAGCCUCCGUUCCUGAGAGGACACACUAAACAGAGUAUGGACAUGAGCCCUGUCAAGAUUGUUAAGAAUCCAGAUGGCUCGCUGUCCCAGGCAGCCAUGAUGCAGAGUGCUUUGGCUAAGGAGAGGAGGGAGGUGAAGCAGGCUCAGCGAAUGGCUGAGAUGGACUGCAUACCUAUUGGCCUCAACAAGCACUGGGUAGACCCCCUGCCUGACUUUGAUGGAAGGCAGAUUGCAGCCAACAUGAGAGGAAUCGGCAUGAUGCCAGACAGCGUCCCGGAGUGGAAGAAACAUGCCUUUGGGGGCAACCAGGCCUCUUAUGGCAAGAAGACAGAGCUUUCCAUCCUGGAGCAGAGGGAGAGCCUGCCCAUCUACAAGCUCAAAGAGCAGCUCAUACAGGCUGUCCAUGAUAAUCAGAUACUGAUUGUGGUUGGAGAGACUGGCUCUGGGAAAACCACCCAGAUCACCCAGUACCUGGCCGAGGCGGGCUACUCCGCUCGGGGGAAGAUCGGCUGCACUCAGCCCCGUCGUGUGGCAGCCAUGUCCGUGGCCAAGAGAGUCUCUGAAGAGUACGGUUGCUGUCUGGGCCAGGAGGUGGGCUACACCAUCCGUUUUGAGGACUGCACCAGCCCUGAGACGGUGAUCAAGUACAUGACACAUGGUAUGCUGCAGAGGGAAUGUCUGAUAGAUCCAGACAUGGGUCAGUACACCCUCAUCAUGCUUGACGAGGCCCACGAGAGGACCAUCCAUACUGAUGUGCUCUUUGGUCUACUCAAGAAGACAGUGAAGAAACGCCCAGACAUGAAGCUGAUUGUGUCCUCAGCGACACUAGAUGCCGUCAAGUUCUCCCAGUACUUCUUCGAGGCGCCCAUCUUUACCAUCCCAGGACGCACUUUCCCAGUGGAGGUGCUCUACUGCAAAGAGCCUGAGACGGACUACCUGGACGCCAGUCUCAUCACCGUCAUGCAGAUCCACCUGACCGAGCCUCCAGGUGAUGUCCUGGUGUUUCUGACGGGUCAGGAAGAGAUUGACACAGCUUGUGAGAUCUUGUAUGAACGGAUGAAGUCUCUGGGACCCGAAGUGCCUGAACUCAUCAUUCUACCUGUCUACUCCGCGCUGCCAAGUGAGAUGCAGACCCGUAUCUUUGACCCUGCUCCCCCCGGCAGCAGAAAGGUAAUCAUUGCCACUAACAUUGCUGAGACGUCUCUGACUAUUAAUGGGAUCUACUAUGUGGUGGACCCAGGCUUUGUGAAGCAGAAUGUCUACAAUUCCAAGACUGGCGUCGACCAAUUAGUGGUGACCCCCAUAUCACAGGCCCAAGCCAAGCAGCGUUCUGGUAGGGCUGGAAGAACUGGCCCUGGGAAAUGCUACCGGCUAUUUACAGAGAGAGCCUACAGAGACGAGAUGCUCACCAGCAAUGUGCCUGAAAUCCAGAGAACAAACCUGGCCAGUACCAUGCUGUCUCUUAAGGCCAUGGGCAUCAAUGACCUGCUAUCGUUUGAUUUCAUGGACGCGCCACCCAUGGAGACAAUGAUCACAGCUAUGGAGAUGCUCUACACUUUAGGGGCUCUGGAUGAUGAGGGGUUACUCACUCGCCUUGGACGCAGGAUGGCUGAGUUCCCUCUGGAGCCCAUGUUGUGUAAGAUGCUGAUCAUGUCCGUCCACCUGGGCUGCAGUGAGGAGAUGCUCACCAUCGUCUCAAUGCUGUCUGUGCAGAACGUCUUCUAUAGGCCCAAGGACAAGCAGCAGAUGGCUGACCAGAAGAAGGCCAAGUUCCACCAGGCCGAAGGAGACCACCUUACUCUGUUGGCUGUCUAUAACUCCUGGAAGAACAACAAGUUCUCCAACCCCUGGUGCUUCGAGAACUUCAUCCAGGCUCGUUCCUUGCGCAGAGCCCAGGAUAUUCGCAAACAGAUGCUGGGUAUCAUGGACAGGCAUAAGCUGGACAUGGUGUCUUGUGGAAAGGCCACAGUGCGCAUACAGAAGGCCAUCUGCAGUGGUUUCUUCCGGAACGCAGCCAAAAAGGAUCCCCAGGAGGGCUACCGUACCCUCAUUGACCAGCAGGUGGUGUACAUCCACCCGUCCAGUUCCCUGUUCAACCGCCAGCCUGAGUGGUUGGUGUACCAUGAGUUGGUGCUGACUACUAAGGAGUACAUGAGGGAGGUGACCACCAUUGACCCACGCUGGCUGGUAGAGUUCUCGCCGGCCUUUUUCAAAGUGGCCGAUCCCACACGCCUCAGCAAACAGAAGAAGAUGCAGCGCCUUGAGCCCCUCUACAACCGUUACGAAGAGCCCAACGCUUGGAGAAUCUCCCGCGCCUUUCGCAGGAAGUAGAGGUGUAUCCCUAUACCCUUACGCACAGGCUCACACCACAGCAGGAGAGAGAGGGAGACUGUCAUUGACAACUAGUUGAGAAAUACCAGUCCAUUGUUCCUUUCUGUGUUCCUACAGAGUCAUUUGGCUUCAUGGUCAAUGUCAGUUAACAUACCUCCCAUCAGACAGAAAUCAAAAGUGCCCAUAUAUUACCAAAACGUUUUUUUUGCCCAAUGUAUAAAUUAUCUCAUAACAGAACAUUACGGAUUCCCUCAAAUAAAAUGACUAUUAAGUGAUUAGGAAGGAGACUGGACACUUUAAGUGGGCAGUAAUCUAAUCAGUCAGUGGAAGUCUGUCUGUUUAUGAGUACACAAUGCUCAGAGUCCAUUUAGUCUAGAGAUCUCAUGUAAUAUAGUUUAUACCUAGGGAAAUGGAUCGGACUUUGAUUGUGGUCAACAAUUACCAGAUCUGUGGUUUCAUUAAGAUGACGGAAAUGUAAGCGAACUGAAAUGAGUGAUAUCUAAAUGACCAUAUUCUUCCAUAUUAAAUAUUGGAUGGUC
This is a messenger RNA of Salmo salar (Atlantic salmon), 6354 nucleotides long. Its product is annotated as ATP-dependent RNA helicase DHX8. Gene Ontology annotation, biological process: mRNA splicing, via spliceosome; spliceosomal complex disassembly. Gene Ontology annotation, molecular function: RNA binding; RNA helicase activity; ATP binding. Lineage: Eukaryota; Metazoa; Chordata; Actinopteri; Salmoniformes; Salmonidae. The record is from RefSeq and is a predicted model, not a curated record. Gene Ontology annotation, cellular component: catalytic step 2 spliceosome; intracellular anatomical structure.